Molecule: messenger RNA, 4544 nt
Organism: Triplophysa rosa
Lineage: Eukaryota; Metazoa; Chordata; Actinopteri; Cypriniformes; Nemacheilidae
Gene: ucp1
Product: uncoupling protein 1
Exons: 7
Coding region: 1738-2667 (309 amino acids)
Biological process (GO): mitochondrial transmembrane transport; mitochondrial transport; adaptive thermogenesis
Cellular component (GO): mitochondrial membrane
Molecular function (GO): oxidative phosphorylation uncoupler activity
Source: RefSeq, a predicted model, not a curated record
ACUGAAACUUAACAGCAUACUUUACAAUAUACCAGAACACUUUGCAAUAAUACUAUAAAGUGCAAAUAGAAUGUAUAUGUUAAAGUUCAAUAUACUAUUGUAACAUUUUUAAUUUCCAUAUCCACCAAUUGCAAACAACUGGAAAAUACAAAACGUGUGAAUCCUGAUUAAGUAAUACAGAUGGCGGAUGUUGAACAAAUGGACUGGAUCCAAUGUGAAAAACAAAUUGUAAUUAGUCAUCAGUCGGCUUUCACCCCCUGAUAGUAAUCUUGCACUCAUGAUACUUCACUUGAAGGUAAAUGACCUGUUGCAAGACAGUCAGCAGAUGAAUUCACACAGAUAAUGGUCCGGUUGGAGUUGGUGGUUUUCUUUAGGGGGUCUUGCAUAAGUUGAAAAGCUGCACAGGCCCCUUAUCAGUCCUCCAUGACCUUCAGUCACAAACAUCACUGCUGCCCCUCCUUCACAUCUCAGUGAUUGACUCCGAUAAACAUUACACCGGAUCACACCUUCAUAAAUGCAGUGAGAUCAAACAAGCAGAGAGAUUGCAAAGUGAUGGAGAAAUGUGAUUUAUGAUCAGACUCGUUUUAUUGUAUUUCGCACUGUUAGUAUGUAAUUCAGUCUUUUUGUUUACUUUAAAACAACGCUUGCUUAUAUCGGUUGAUCACAUCAAAUGUUUCACUAUGGUCACUAAAAAAACAAAUCUAAUGUGGGAUUCAUAACCAUUUUGAGCCACACAACCAAUCAUUUGGGUUUCUGCAAUCUGAACAUCACAAGGCAAUACCAUUUAACCGUAUUAAAAGGCAAUUUUUUUAGAGAACUUACAAUUUCAUUGCUUUUGAAGUGAUUGGCCUCCAGUACAGAGAAAAUGACACGCGUUCAAAUGAAAUCCUGGAAUGAGCCAAAAUACGGCAUCUUCCUGCUGUUAAACAGAAACAGACAUGUUUGUCAUUUUGCCCGUACCAUCCUGUAGCCCACCCUGCCGUGAAGCCAAUCAUCUUUUAGACCUUACACGACUCACCCAUCAUUGGCCGAGAGCUGCUUGACCUCCUUCAAUGUAUCUGCGUUCAAUCAGUUUCAUGAGAUCUUGCUAUUGUACACUAAGACCAAAACCUUCCUACUUAUUUUGUCCAUUGAGACACAUCAGAAGAAUCAGAAUCAGAAGGAGCUUUAUUACCAAGUAUGUUUACACACACAAGGAAUUUGACUUGGCAACGGGAGCUUAGUGCAGAAGAAAGUGUACACAUGGUGCAAAUGUAGUGCAAAUAUACGUUACGAUAGAAAAAACGAGAAUAAAAUAAAAACAAUAAUGCACUAUAUACAAAAAGUGACAUUUUUACUGUAUGUCUAUAUAUUCAGUAACCAUUCUGUGGCUGUUUUGUUGUGAUAAGCAUGUUGUCCCUUUCUUGACCUUCGUGCAGAGGUUAAUGUGAAAUAUUGAUGUAAUCUAUGUUAAUAUGUUAACGUUCCAGUUCGGGACAGCUUUGUUCGCAUACAGUGUUGUUUAUCUGGAUGUGGGAUGUUUUGGACAUUGGCUCUCUCUGAGAGGGUGGACUUUGUGUUAACCAGUCCCAAAGAAACACCUCCCUGAGGAAGUGGAUGUUGAAAAAAAAGAAAACAGUCUGUGAUAGUGAAAUAUAAAGCAGGACAGGAUGACUGCUGCUCUCUCUACAACUUGAGAGUUCACGCUAAGAGCCCUGUCAUACCACCAGACAGAGAAAUCCAUCCGCAGCGGUCAGUAUGGUGGGUCUAAAGCCAUCUGAUGUUCCACCUCCUCUUGGAGUUAAAGUUCUGAGUGCAGGAACAGCCGGUUGUAUCGCUGAUUUAGUCACGUUUCCUCUGGACACAGCUAAAGUUCGCCUGCAGAUCCAGGGAGAGAAAGCCACGACAGGAGCAGCUAAGGGCAUCCGGUACAGGGGAGUGUUUGGGACCAUCAGUACCAUGGUGCGAACGGAGGGGCCACGCUCGCUCUACAACGGAUUAAUAGCUGGACUUCAGAGACAGAUGGCUUUUGCCUCUAUACGAAUUGGCUUGUACGACAGCGUCAAGAGCUUCUACACAAGGGGCAAAGACAACCCCAAUGUGGGUAUCAGGAUCUUAGCUGGCUGCACCACAGGGGCCAUGGCCGUUUCCAUGGCGCAGCCCACAGACGUGGUGAAGGUGCGUUUCCAGGCCCAGAUAAACCUGCAGGGUGUGGGACGGCGCUACAACGGAACCAUGAAAGCUUACAGACAAAUAUUUCAGCAGGAGGGUCUUAGAGGGUUGUGGAAAGGAACACUACCCAACAUCACAAGAAACGCCCUGGUCAACUGCACAGAACUCGUGUCCUAUGACCUCAUCAAGGAAGCAAUUCUUAGACACAAACUAAUGUCGGACAAUCUGCCAUGCCAUUUCACAUCUGCGUUUGGAGCCGGUUUCAUCACCACAGUGAUCGCGUCCCCGGUGGAUGUCGUAAAGACUCGAUACAUGAACUCUCCUCCUGGUCAAUACAAAAGCUCACUCAAUUGUGCCUGGAUUAUGAUGACUAAAGAGGGUCCCACUGCCUUUUACAAAGGGUUCGUUCCCUCUUUCCUGAGGUUGGGCUCAUGGAACGUGGUGAUGUUUGUAUCAUUCGAGCAACUCAAGAGAGCCAUGAUGAUGUCCAGAAACAGGCUCGAGGCGGGCACAUAGACGUUUAAGACAGAAAUCCCACUUUUAAACCCAAAGACUUUAAAACCUCUCUAGAUGACUGGAGUGGAAUUUGACUUCCAAGUAUUUCAUUCGGAUUUGGAAGUUUAAUAGCCAACACUACAGGAUGAUGAAAACUAGCCUCUUUUUCCAGAGCAUUUUUUUUAUGUAAAUGAAUUCCUUAUUCUGAAAACCCUUCAAUAUAAGAACUAAUUCUUUAAACGCACAAAUAGACACAUAUGCUCUGUACCUCAUCCCUUUGUGAAGUUAAUGUACAUAAUGUUCAUGUAAUAUUUAUGUUUCCUCAUUUUUUUUAGUAAUUAAUCCUUUAUUCAGAACUAUUUACUGUACCAUUUAUUUGUUAUACUCUCACCUGACUAUGACCUAGGAAGUGAGACCGCUUCAAUUCUGGAAACCAGAACCGCAUACACUGAUACAAAACAAGUUUAUUCAACUUUAUAGUGAAUGUGGAAUAUUAAAAUGCUGUGUAUGUAAAACAAAAUCUAAAAAUCAUGAAAUGCUAGCUUUCAUAUUACCAGCUCUUGCAGGUUUGCACUAUUAUUUUGGGACUAUUAUGGGCUGUCUAAAUGAUAUCUUAAAUUCCAUGGUUUGUUCUCCUUGCCCAAGUACAUACAGCGGGUAAAAUAAAUAUCGAACACGUCACCAUUUUUCUCAGUAAAUAUAUUUCUCAAGGUGCUGUUGACGUGAAAUUUUCACCAGAUGUCGUUAACAUCCCAAAUAAUCCAUACAUGCAAAGAAAACAAAUAAGUUUUAUGCAAUAAAAUAGAAUGACACAGGGGAAAAGUAUUGAACACGCUUACUGAAAUUACCUCCACUAUGGAGAAAUUAGUAGCAUGCAUUGCUCGGUUUGUGUGGAAGAAUGGGCCAAAAUCACACCUGUUUUCAAAUCUUGAAGGUUCCGUGGGCCUCUUCUAUGAACUCUGAUCUUCAGUUUCCAUAGAUUUUCUAUUGGAUUCAGUCAGGUGAUUGGCUGGGCCCUUAGCAGCUUUAUUCUCUUUCUCUGAAACCAAUUGAGAGUUUCCUUGGCUGUGUGUUUGGGAUCAUUGAGUUGCUGAAAUGUCCACCCUCGUUUCAUCUUCAUCACUUUGGUAGAUGGCAGCAGAUUUUUAUCAAGAAUGUCUCUGUACAUUUGUCCAUUCAUCCUUCCUUCAAUUAUAUAAAGUUUGCCAGUGCCGUAUGCUGAAAAACAGCCCCACAACAUGAUGUUCCCUCCUCCCAACUUCACUGUUGGUAUGGUGUUUUUGGGGUGAUGUGCAGUGCCAUUUGACCUCCAAACAUGGUGUGCAUUAUGGCAUCCAAAGAGUUCAAUUUUGGUUUUAUCUGGCCAGACUAUAUUCUCCCAGUAUUUCACAGGCUUGGCUAAAUGUUGUGCAGCAAACUUUAAAAGAGCUUUAACAUGUUUUUCUUCAGCAAUGGAGUCUUGCGUGGAGAGCGUGCAUACAGGCCACUGCGGUUGAGUGCGUUACUUAUUGUUUUCUUUGAAACAAUUGUACCUGUUAAUUCCAGGUCUUUCUGAAGUUCUCCACAAGUGGUCCUUGGCUCUUGGACCACUCUUCUGAUUAGUCUUUUUACUCCUCUGUCAGAAAUCUUGCAAGGAACACCUGGUCGUGGUUGGUUUAUGGUGAAAUGAUGUUCUUUCCACUUCCGGAUUAUGGCCCCAACAGUGCUCACUGGAACAAUCAGAAGUUUAGAAAUCCUUCUAUAACUAAUGCCAUCAGUAUGUUACGCAACAAUAAGAUUGCGAAGGCCUUAAGAGCACUCUUUGCUUUUACCCAUUAUGAGAUGACACCUUGGUAAUGAAACACCCUUUUAUAUGCCAUCAGUUGGGGCUGAACCAGCUGAUGUUAGUUUUCUUUUGA